This is a messenger RNA of Armigeres subalbatus, 2585 nucleotides long. RefSeq lists its product as uncharacterized. Gene Ontology annotation, cellular component: plasma membrane. The transcript is spliced from 9 exons. Gene Ontology annotation, biological process: transmembrane transport. The coding region runs from base 264 to 2315 and encodes 683 amino acids. Gene Ontology annotation, molecular function: channel activity. The record is from RefSeq and is a predicted model, not a curated record. Lineage: Eukaryota; Metazoa; Arthropoda; Insecta; Diptera; Culicidae.
AGCGGCCGCAGGCAGGGGAGGAACAAUUUCUUUGGCAGGGCAGACCACCGUCGGUAGUUAGUUCGCAUCGCUCUGGCGCGCAAAUCGGUCGUGUUUUAAAAGCUUUGCUACGCAUGCCACGCGACGGCAGCAUCUGGUCGUUCGACUAAAAAAGUGACCAAACCUGUGCGGGCACACGGUCUGCAGUGACUCACGAGGUGCAAACGGGCGAGAAAGUGGAGUGCAUUCCAAGAACAACUGGUUUUCAAACGUGCUAAUUCAGAAUGUCCACAAAUCAUCAGAAUGGCAAAGAGUCGCGAUUACCAAUGCCGGAGAGUUCUGUCGCUGCGCUUGACGCAGAGAUAAAGAACAAAUCAUGGCUGGGUACCGGCCACAGUACGCGGGAUGUGGUGUCAAUCGUGUUGGCGGAGUUCUGCGGCACCGCAUUGCUAAUGUUCUUGGGCUGCAUGUGCACUGUAACUGGCUUCGGAAAUGAACCCAACAACGUGUCCAGUGGUCUAGGGUUCGGCCUCACAGUGAUGAUGGUCAUCAUCAUAUUCGGACACGUGUCCGGUGCGCACAUCAACCCUAGCGUGUCGAUCGCCGCGCUCGUGUAUGGGCUGUUGAAUGUCCCGAUGUUGAUCCUCUACCUGAUCGCGCAAUUCCUGGGAGGUCUUUGCGGUUAUGGCAUUCUGAUGGCCGUCACCCCAAUGCAGUACUUCGUCAACGCAUUAGACACCGGGAAUGGAGCAUGCACCACCGCCCCACAUGACGACAUGGCCUUACUGCAGACAUUCGGGUUGGAGUUUUUCAUCACUGGUAUCUUGGUGUGGACGUGCUGUGGUUUGUGGGAUCCUCGGAAUCGAAAAAUGGAAGAAGCCAAUCCGCUUAAGUUCGCGCUGAUCAUUACCGGAAUAUCGAUUGCUGGGGGACCUUACACGGGGGCAAGUAUGAACCCGGCCAGAACCCUGCCUCCGGCAGUGUGGAACGGAAGCUACAAAGCCCUAUGGGUGUACUUCGUUGCUCCACCUUUGGCAGGAUUGAUAAUGCCCCUCAUUUAUAAGUAUGUCUUCCGGCGCGAGGUUCCACAAGAUGAACAAACGAUUGAACUGACAAAGGCUGCGAAUGAGCCGAACGACAUCGGUGAGAAGAAUAGAUUUUACACCCACGACGCUCCCGGCAGCAAGCCCCUCAAAGUUGUGCUGCGUGGCCUCGACGACGUGGACGAAAAGGAGCUGAAGGAAGCUCUGAUGGAAAGUGAUCUGAAGCCGACCAACCUUGAUCAGCUGUACCUGAUGCACUUAUGGGGAGGAGUAGCAAUCGCCUUACGAAGCAAUAUCGCCUGCCGUCUGCUAUCGGACUUCAAGCUCAAAAUAAUUGAAGUCGUUGGAGUGAAAGUCACCACCUCUGUCGGAUUCGUCACGUUCAUUGUGGCUUACUGUUCUCGGUGGCAUCAAGUUUAUCAUCGCCGGAGACCUGAACGUAAAGCACCGGGAAACACCCUUCAAACCCAGAACGGCGGAUGGUCCAACGACGAGGGCCAAUCGAGAGCCCGCGAGCAGAAUGUACCAAAGGCGCGUCAAACGAUGAAGAAGUCAACGCUUGACACCAUAUCGAUCCUGCUGGCGGAGCUCGUGGGGACAGCUCUUCUGGUAUUCCUAGGAUGUAUGGGCUGUGUUGGAGGACUCGGCUGGAAGCCAACCCACUUUGAGUCAUGCUUCAACUUCGGCAUUGUGGUCAUGCUUAUUAUCCAGGUCUUCGGAUGCAUCUCUGGCAGUCACAUCAACCCAUCCGUAACGGUUGCAGCAUGGGUCUACGAAAUGAUCUCCACCAAGAUGGCUAUCGGCUACUUCAUUGCCCAGUUAAUAGGAGGUUUCAUGGGCUUCGGUAUGCUUAAGAUGCUCACUCCGGCGGCUGUGUUCUCGGAAGCUCUUGAAAAGGGUGCCGGAUUCUGUGUAACCUUCCCAAAUUCUUCAAUUACGAUACUACAAGCUUUGGGCAUCGAGUUCCUUGCCACCGCCGUUCUGAUUCUGGUAUGCUGCGGAGUGUGGGAUCCUCGCAACAAGAAACUGCACGAUUCUGUCCCAAUCAAGUUCGGUCUCACCAUCGGAUGUCUGGCUACCGCUGCGGGACCCUACACUGGAGCCAGCAUGAACCCAGCCCGUUCUCUCGGACCCGUCCUGUGGAACGGCAACUGGACGGCACACUGGAUCUACUGGGUUGGACCACUGACGGCGGCUUUCACCAUUGCUUUCGUGUUCAAGACGGUAUUCAGGCGCGAGGUUCCCGAGCCAGAGUACAACCGCGAACUGACCGCACUCAAUACCGAAAAGUAAAAGAAUGCUCAGACCUCACAACCCCUCUCCCCUUCCCGGAAGUUAGAUCUUCAUCAAUAGUGCCACUGAAAUUAGAAUGCCAAAAUAAUAGCUUGGAAGCUUGGAAAAUGUCCAGUUUUAUGUUCAGAAAGAGAAAAAAGCUUGUAGGAAUUUGAAAAGUGUAGAUAGUAAUAAUUUAGAUCUUAAGAAUCUUGAGGAUGUAUGCAGGAUGUUAUAUUUUAUGAAGAGUUUAAUGAAUACGCGGAAUAAAGUUGUCGAAAUAAAGUAAAA